Molecule: messenger RNA, 3725 nt
Organism: Pecten maximus
Lineage: Eukaryota; Metazoa; Mollusca; Bivalvia; Pectinida; Pectinidae
Product: dopamine beta-hydroxylase-like
Exons: 10
Coding region: 1-1761 (586 amino acids)
Molecular function (GO): dopamine beta-monooxygenase activity; copper ion binding
Source: RefSeq, a predicted model, not a curated record
AUGGCAACCAACCUAUUACUUGGCAACAAGACAGCAACCAACCCACUGCUUGGGGACAAGAAAAGAAAGACAUCCAAAGUCAAUCUGCUCUGUUUCCUUCUGUAUUUGCUGUGCGUUGGUGACGUCACAUCUGGAUUCAGCAUAUUGAAAGACAGAAUCCCAAACGGUGACAAAGUCCCCAACCCAUGUGACAGAACAGAGGUAUGGCAAGGCGUAGGUCACCAGGCUAGGGAAGGCCGAGGACUAACAAACCCAUUCGGCCUAGCGUUCAAGAAAAACAACUUUGUUUGGGAUAAGACCUUCUGCAUGCUAGACUCAGAUGGAGACGGGGCGACAAAUGGACGAGAGCUCGGAGAUCCACUCUGUUUAUGGAAAGUUGGAACCAGUCCUGUCUUUGAACCAUACGGCCAUCCUGGUAUUUGUGAACCAUGGAACUCCCCCUUCUGUCGAAAACAAAAUGCCAAUUGGUUACAUUGUACGACGCUUCCGGUAGAUUGUGAGUACAUCGGAUUGCCAGGUGUUCUAAACAUGCAGAUUAGAAUACCGGAAACAGUUGUUCCAGCCCAGGAGAUAUCCUAUAGGUGUGUGAACCUGGAGUUCCCGGCCGAUAGGGAUUAUCACGUGAUCGCGGAUACGGCUUUCGUGAACAACAGCAAUAUUUUACACCAUAUGACAUUACAGGCAUGCUCCCCUGAAGUAACUCCUGCAUCCCUAGCACAUCCUCUAGGCCAGGUUUACCCGUGUGAAAUGAUGGCGGAGCCUGUUAAUUGUCCAGAAAUAAUGGCCGGGUGGAGCCAGUCGAUCGGCGGAAACUGUCAUCCUCGCGAGGCCGGGUAUAAGAUUGGGCGGACCGGGUCUCGGUAUGCUGUUCUUCAGGUGGCGUGGACCAACCCUACCAAGGCUGUUGGCCAGAGGGACAGCUCAGGAAUACUUCUGUUUUAUACUGCUAACCUGAGACCAUUCAACAUCGGAAUGAUCACAGUGGGAACAAACAGCCUAGCUCUACCUCACGGGGAGAGAGGGUUUGACGUAGAGGCAAAGUGUCACACGGAGUGUACGAGGAAACAGCUGUUAAGUUCUAUAUACCUUCUAAACGGGUAUAACCAUAUGCAUUACGCAGGAACCGAAAUGAGAAUAGCUAUGAAAAAGUUCAGAGAGACCCAGGAACAGACGUUGACACGUGACAUUGUGUACGAUUACCACAAUCCCAUAAUUCAUCAGCUACCGUCACCAGUAGAAAUAAAACCUGGAGACGAGAUCUUCACUUCCUGUUCCUACAACACGAUGACACGGAACACUACGACGUUCUAUGGGAGAACACCCUUUGAUGAGAUGUGUCUGGGCAUGUUUAGUUACUACCCGGCCGAGCGUCUCUCUCCCCGACAUUGUCUGUCGGAGGGAGACUUACCCCAGUGUCUACUGACGGACCAGAGGGCCGUCAUUGACAGGUGUCCUGUGGUGACAUUUCCGUCAAGUCCCGAAGCUAACGCCAUCAUACAACUGUUAAAAGAGAACUGCGUUUCCUUUCGAUGCAAUAGGGAAUGUGUGAAUGUCGUAAAGACUAUCAGAAUGAAUCCAUGUUUUAUGGGGAGAGUAAAGGACUAUAUGAUAACCCAACUAGAGAAAAUUCAUGGACUAGAUUCAAUAACACGCCUGCAGUCGUGUGAUGUGGAGAUCGCAAGAGAACAGGGAUUCUGUUCUACACCUGUAGGCCAGGCCAGAUGUUUCUGUAGCGACCCCCCGAUGAAGCGUACGCUAUAGAGGAGUUCUGUCCGUAACCAACACCAACGAGUAACAAUGUAAGCUAAAGAGGAGUUCCGAACAUAAAGUACACUACACUGGCUUGUCUGUCGUAGUUUUUCUGCUUUCCGCUAGGCUUCACUUAAAGAAGAUAACGACAGGCCAGGGCUAUCGAUCCUGUUAUUUUGAUUGGCUAAUAUGUAUAUAGGCCAGGGGAUCUUCCUUUUCCAAGAUGGUGUCUAGAAAUGUUCUCGGAAAAUUAUUCAAACACGUAUUUCUUACAAUUGUCAGUAAUCAAACACAGUACUUGUGUGUGCAUGGAAAAUUAUUCCACAUACCGUCGGUUGUGUAUUGAAUGUUUAAACCGAUAUGGUUUUUCAAGCAGACUCUCGAGUUUUCAACGACUUUUCAACAUCAUUGCAGCAUAAUAUACUUUGACCUGUUAAUUGGCAUGCUGCCAAAAGAAAAUCCCCAGCAUGAAAUCAAAAUAAGAUUCAUUGAUUGAAUUGGCCAAUCACAGUUCGACUGGUCUGGAUCCUGACCAAGAUAUAGGUCAUAGCUUGUAUUAGCACUUAUCUAGCGGAGAGAACUGUUAGGAAGGUAAUUCAUGUUUGUCAGGAUUCUGGCUUAGCGAGAUCUGAUUGGUCAAUUCGAUCAACGCAUUGUUGGUUUGAUUUUGACAGGUUCGGGAUUCCCUCUUGUUUACGAUAGUAAUUCUCUUGAGAUGAACCAUCGGUAUUUCAUGCAGCCUGGAGAACAUAGCGAUUGUAAAAAAAUUUUAAAAAAAUCCGUGAAAAUUUUCAGACGCCAUUUUGAAAAGGGGAUAUCCCCUGGCCUUUAUCAGUGUUACCCAAUCAAGAUAGCCGGAUCGAUAGCUCUAACCUGUCGUUAUAUUUUCGAAGAAAAGCCGAUCGGAGAAUUGAAACACUACGGCAGGCCAACAAGUCUACACUAUCAUAAAGAUUUCAGAACGUAGCUUACGAGCAACACUGUCGAACAUAGAGGAGUUCCGAACAUAACGAACACUGUCAGAUAUAGAGGAGUUCCGAACAUAACGAACACUGGCAGAUAUAGAGGAGUUCCGAACAUAACGAACACUGGCAGAUAUAGAGGAUUUCCGAACAUAACGAACACUGGCAGAUAUAGAGUUCCGAACAUAACGGACACUGUCGGAUAUAGAGGCGUACUUGCAAUACACUACAUAAUGAUUUUAUGGGUGAUGAUUUUUUUUUUCAAGAUUUUAAGCAUUCCGAUUUUCCCCCUUUGUUGUCAUGAUGAUCACUUCCGAAGAAUAAUUCCAACAUUGCAAUUAUACAAUACAGACCGCCAUGACUGGCUCUCCCGAAGUUCAUUUUGCCUGUUUUAAAACGAGCAGCAUCUCUACAAAAUUCGAACUUCCACUGUCAGACAUGAGAACUUGUUUCGCUUUCUUAUCGUGCUAUUUGAGUGUAUCAUUGCUUUAACAGCUAUUGAAGAUAUAUCGGUGCCAUGGCUAGACAAGGACGGAGGACCAAUCCGUAUUGGAAUGUUUUCUUGCAAUUGAAACAUGGUUCCAAUGCUAUAAUUGAUAUAUCCUUUAAUGAGAAAAGCUGGAACUGUUUUCACCAGUACUUCUAAUUACAAUUUUCAUAUUUAAGUAUUGUCAUCGAUUAUACACGAAUAUUGAUUUGUUACGUGACAGCGGCUCUAAGACAGGCCCAUUUUCUAUUGGCUAUACAACAUCAAACUCUUCACAUGUUUUAGGUAUUAUAAAUCAACUAUAUUGAAUCAUUGAAAUACACACCAUGUUUACCUGUGCUUAAUAUUGAUUGUAAUCUAGACAGCGGCUAAUCAAUACGCAUAUCACUCCAUUUUAACAUCAAUAUUUCAUUCAGACGAAAACUAUCCGCGGCAAACAUUAUGAGAUUGAUAUCUGAGGAUAAUUGUCUGGGAUAUAGAACGGCAAGAAACAAUAACAAUUCAUGAAUAAAGUUUUUAGUCGAGAA